UCAGCAGCGGCCGUAAAGCAUCAUGGGAUUGGAAGUGCCCUAAAAGUCCGCAGAUAUUUUCCGACGUAAGAACCGCCAAAUUCGAAAAUGCUGUUGCUUUUUUAGAGCAAGCGUCUUACUUCACCACCUGAAUUAUCUGAGACGCUCUAAAUAGUGACAUGGAGUCGGCGCCAACAAAAGGUGUUUUGAGCCACCUGAGUAUGCUGGAGGCGCAGGUGAGGAGUCGUAAAACACAGCAGAAGAGUCGAGUGAUGGAGCUGAAGGCAAAAGUGGAAGCUCUGAUCAGCCAAAGAGACCAGCUGAAGACACAAAUACAGACACACAAAAAUCUCUACAAACUGAGGCUGUCCAUGGACAAACAGGCUCUGCAUGAAACUGAUGAGGAAAUAGACAAAGGUUCAGAGAACUACCAACUUCUGCAACUGAUGGCCAGAUAUACACAGCUGAAAGACCUUCUCUAUGCCCACCACAUGAUUGGUGGAUAUGAUGUCAUAAAGACUCGUCAAGGAAACGGAGUGUGUGUGUCUCUGGCGACUUCUUACGAAGGUGUCUACUUAGACACAUAUAACCUGGAGAUCAGCUUGAAGCCAAAGCUGAAGAUCACUCGGCAUAACAUUCCACCAUUCAUUCCUUUGACUGACCUCGCUGAGCAGAACAACAUGCAGACAGACAUCAGAGCUUUUCUGGACACGCUUAGCCAGCAUCUCAAUGCCUUUGCCAGUCGAAAGCAACAGCUGAAACUUGUUAAGGAACUCCACAAGUCUGUCCAAGUGAUGGAGAGUAACGUUUUGUGUUCAGUGUUGGUGCUGAUGCUCACUGUGCCAAAAGACAAAACUGCUCUUCUCUGUACGAUUGAAUAUGCUGACCCCAGCAGAUGUCUUCCAACAAAAGUCACCUUUGAUAGUGAAGAAAAUGAGCUGCCAGAAUCUCUAGAGUGGAAGAAAAACUCCAGCCUGCUCAUGGAUACUCCUGUACACAAAGUUUUAACAUCCAUGAGGAACAUGAGACAUAUUCUUUAAUUUUUGGGGAAAUUAAGCAUUUUAUGUGUAUGAAACUGAUGUUUGUUAUAACAUGUUAUUGGAAAAAAUAAUGUACAUAAAUUGACAAUAAAGA
Messenger RNA from Thalassophryne amazonica, 1113 nucleotides. It is a transcript of the gene cenpo, whose product is annotated as centromere protein O. The record is from RefSeq and is a predicted model, not a curated record. Bases 159 to 1019 code for a protein of 286 amino acids. The transcript has 6 exons. NCBI's taxonomy places the organism in Eukaryota, Metazoa, Chordata, Actinopteri, Batrachoidiformes, Batrachoididae. Gene Ontology annotation, cellular component: kinetochore; Mis6-Sim4 complex.